UAAUAUAGGAGGGAGCUAGAAGAGAAAGAAUUGCAAUAAGGAAAGGGGGAGGAAGGCAAUGAGAGUGGAUCGAUUCCUCAGCCGCACCAGACAUUUAUAAAAGCUCAUUUGCUUCCCCCAAAUCCCACACACGCUUCCUUUUUCAUCUCUUUCUCUUUUCCUCUCUCGCUUAACACAAAGGAGGAAGAACAAACAAGGUUUUCGCGAUGGCUUCCAAGCGGAUCUUGAAGGAACUCAAGGAUCUCCAGAAGGAUCCUCCUACCUCUUGCAGCGCCGGUCCUGUUGCUGAAGACAUGUUUCACUGGCAAGCAACAAUUAUGGGUCCUCCAGACAGUCCUUAUGCUGGGGGUGUUUUCCUAGUUACUAUUCAUUUCCCUCCGGAUUAUCCCUUCAAGCCACCCAAGGUUGCAUUCAGGACGAAGGUAUUUCACCCAAAUAUAAAUAGCAAUGGAAGUAUUUGCCUUGACAUAUUGAAGGAGCAAUGGAGCCCUGCACUAACUAUUUCUAAGGUGUUGCUCUCAAUUUGUUCCCUGUUGACGGACCCUAAUCCUGAUGAUCCUUUGGUCCCUGAAAUCGCCCACAUGUACAAGACAGACAGGACCAAGUACGAGUCAACCGCCAGAAGCUGGACCCAGAAAUAUGCCAUGGGUUAAGUGACCUGUGGUAUGUGUAAGGGAGAGCCUCUCUACUUCCAGUGUUUAGGCCCCUCACCCCUUGUAUGAAUAUUUGUCGUUUUCAAUCAUGAUUUAAGGCCCCUUCAAUUAAAGAUGAUUGGGGGUAAAACGUUUCUCAUGCUGUUUGUAUUGCGAAUGUUGAUUUUAGAACAGUGAAAUGUAGCCCCAAUCAAAUGUUAUGCUCAAAUUUUUAACUGUUCUAAAAGUCCCAUCGCAAAUUUAUUUAAUUUUUUUUCCUGUUAUUGACCUUGUUUUCUAGACAAUAUCAAGAUAACAACUGUUGUGUGUUAUGUUGUGAAAUGACAUGUUUAAAAUUAUGUUAUAUCAUUAACAAGUGAU
Messenger RNA from Abrus precatorius (Indian licorice), 1013 nucleotides. Its product is annotated as ubiquitin-conjugating enzyme E2 28. Gene Ontology annotation, biological process: protein polyubiquitination. Gene Ontology annotation, molecular function: ubiquitin conjugating enzyme activity. The transcript has 5 exons. NCBI's taxonomy places the organism in Eukaryota, Viridiplantae, Streptophyta, Magnoliopsida, Fabales, Fabaceae. Gene Ontology annotation, cellular component: nucleus. The record is from RefSeq and is a predicted model, not a curated record. The coding region runs from base 207 to 653 and encodes 148 amino acids.